Messenger RNA from Histoplasma mississippiense, 999 nucleotides. RefSeq lists its product with no specific name. Lineage: Eukaryota; Fungi; Ascomycota; Eurotiomycetes; Onygenales; Ajellomycetaceae. Gene Ontology annotation, molecular function: calcium ion binding. The record is from RefSeq and is a predicted model, not a curated record. Bases 1 to 999 code for a protein of 332 amino acids. The transcript is spliced from 4 exons.
AUGGCAUACAAAGGCGCAUAUAAUCCUGAUGCACUUCCGGCGCAUGCGGAGCCAGAGCAGGCAGCACAAAUUUUAAGCGCAAGAGCCGCUCUACAGGAUCCAAGCCGAGAGCACGCCCCGCUCCCGCCCCCAAAAAAUGGCCCGCAACCUCAUCAGCGCCGCGUCUCCCCUUCACCGAAUCCAGAACACCAUUCACAAAUACCAGCACAACAUAGCUACGCACGUGCAGGUAGUGGUGGGGGCCCCGGAGUCGUCCCCCCUGGAGCAGUACAAGCUGUUGCAGGGCCUCAUCGAAGAGGUGCCCCUGUUCCCAACAUGACUGGUCGGCUCCACUCCCCACCUCCUCAAAACUAUGGCUUCGGGCCUCCUCCCGCUCACCCAGCUCAGAAACGUCCUCCCCCAACCUACGGCCCGCCACGAAGUCCCCAAACUUUGGGGCCUGGCAUACCCCAAUCUGACGACCCAAACGAACUAUUCCCCCUCUUCCGUGCCGCCAAUGCAUCCAACUCAGGCGCCCUGUCAGAAAUAGAACUGGGAUCCGCCUUAGUAAAUGCAGACUAUACCUCUUUCGACGCGUACACGGUAAAGAUGAUGGUCCGCAUGUUUGACAAGGACGGGUCUGGUAGCGUUGGGUUCGACGAGUUCGUUGCCUUGUGGCGCUUCCUGGCAGCCUGGAGGGAACUAUUUGAGCGCUUCGAUGAGGACCAUAGCGGCCGGAUUAGCUUGCAGGAGUUUAGCAAAGCUCUGAUUGCGUUUGGAUAUACGCUUAGCCCACCGUUUGUAGGGAUGAUAUUUUCGACUUUUGAGAGUCGAGGGAGAGUUAAAGGGAAACCCAUGCCCGGGCAGAAAGACGGGAUGAGUUUUGAUGUGUUUGUGCAAGCCUGCAUUACCCUCAAGCGCAUGACGGAUGUGUUUAAACGGUAUGACGAUGAUAGGGAUGGGUAUAUUACGCUGGGUUUUGAGGAGUUUUUGACCGAAUGUUUACGGCUUCGAGAGUGA